Penicillium taxi is the source of this 453-nucleotide messenger RNA. RefSeq names its product DUF4604 domain-containing protein. The record is from RefSeq and is a predicted model, not a curated record. The coding region runs from base 1 to 453 and encodes 150 amino acids. The transcript has 2 exons. NCBI's taxonomy places the organism in Eukaryota, Fungi, Ascomycota, Eurotiomycetes, Eurotiales, Aspergillaceae.
AUGCCAAAGAAUCCAAAGCUUGAAUAUGAUUCAAAUAUACCUGCCUUUCUACAGAAGCUCCGAGGCGAGUAUGGGGACACCUCAGGCCGUUUAGAGCGACCCAUCGAACGAGCACGAAACCCCAAGCAGACCAAGGACGAAGACGAUGAUGAGCCCGUCUAUAUUGAUGAAGAGAGCAAUGCAGUGAUUUCUAAAGAGGAUUAUAAGGCCUUGGUUGAAGGAGACACCCCAGGCCAAACGGAAGGUUCUUCUUCCACGGGACAAGCAGGCACAAAUACCUCAGAUCCGGCCAAGCAAAGUAAUAAGUCCCAGAUAGGCGCCCAAAGGAAGCGAAAGCAGAUCAAAGUGGUGGGUGAGGAAGACAAUACCGAGUCGAAGCUGAAGCCCAAUACGCCAGCCGCUCGAAAGCCCAAGAAAGGGAAGAAGAUCAAGUUGUCCUUUGACGAGGAAUAA